AUAGCUUGUUCUUCUUGUUACUUAGUUGGGACUUGGUCCAUUGGUAGUGCAUGAGAAGUUGAAACAUGGUGAACCCCAGGAAGAUGCUGAUGUUCCCAAUUCCGAUUUUCAUCUUCUUAGCACUUUCUCUGAGCAUCCUUGGAGAUGAAGUCAUUGACAAACUGAGUAGGCUAUCAAAACCACUAGUGGGAGAUGAUGAACGAAUAUAUACCUGUGCUGGCAAGAAUUUUUUUGCAUUUGAAAGCAACGGCAUUGUUGCAUGGAGAAUUCAGCUUAGUUAUGUUUGCCAUACAGAUAUAGCUCCAGCUUUUGACAGUACUGGAAGGAUCCAUUUGAUUGCUGAAGACAGGGUUCUAACUAUUGUGCCUCCAAAGAACACAACUUCCAAGCCUGUUUCUAAGAUAUUCUUUGGUCCUGGCAUGCCGUUAGGUGUUUCUGGUGAAAUUGUUGGGUUUGCAAUAAGUAUCUGGGCUCCAGCAUUAUUUAUUACCAUAGCAAACAGUGGGAUCUAUGCAUUUAGGCUGGAUGGAACAUCUCUUUGGAGUGCCGGUCCUGCAUUCUAUCAAUCAAUUUAUCCUCAAGCUUGCUGGAACAAUUUAACCACCUGUUCUUUUGCUUUAGGACCAAUUAUUGAUGAGUGCGAAGCAAGUAUCUAUGCUGUGAACUCCGAAGGACAAGUUUACUCCAUCUCCUCCCUGAAGCCUUUUGUCAACUGGGUCCAGGAUUUUGGUGCUAUUGAUAAAAUGAUCUCUCUUACAGCUGGAAAUAAUGGCCUUGUCUACCUUGUCUUCCCUAGAAAAUCCUUGGUGAUGGCGCUUGAUGCUUCUGAAGGCACUGUUUUGUGGAGGGACAAUGUUGGUCCGCUAAGUGUAUAUGCAUGUUCUUUGCUCAUUGACUCCACGGGAUGGGUAUCUAUUGGCUCAUUAGAUGGAUUUGUCUAUUCCUUCUCUCCUACUGGGAUUGUUCACAAGAAUCUAGAAGCCACUGCAGUUGAUUCAGUGAUUCAAGUUGAUCCAGCUCUUGAUUGUGCUGGUCGGUUAGUUUAUGCUGCACAGUUGAAGGUAGCAUCUAAAAGUAGCCACCUAUAUGGUGAUUACAGCACAAUUUCAGUGAGAGGACCCCUAAAUCUCAUUUUCACAUUGUUCGUUCCUGCUACUGGUGCUGUCCAUUGGACAGGGGAAUAUCCUGGGCAAUUGUCCUCAACAUGGUCUAGCAGUUACCUUCGCCACUUUGUUUUGGAUGCAAGGGUUCUUCUUGCUUUUGUAACUGCUGCUAAUUUAAGCAAAUCAUCAUCAUGCCAUACAAGCCAUGAAAAGCUCAGAUGGAGAUGCUCCCACGCAAGGUCCAACUUGCCCCAAAUCACAUACACAAGUGAUGAAAAGAAGAUGUUCAUAUUUUUGGGGUUUCAGUUUGUUGUUUUGAUAGUGCUUGCUGGUUUUCUACGUUUCUGCUGCAUAUUCUGGGGCAAGAAAAAGUUGCGAGAUCAGGACCUCAACAGAUUUCUCAGUAAGAGGCGGUCUCUCAGGACAAGGAAAAAAGCAUUUGACAAGAUCAUUUCAGAGCUUGAAGAAAAAGCAUCAGCAGAUCCUAUUGAUGAGCAAGUUCUCGAGAGGUUGAAUCAUUUCGUGCAAGAGCGGGAAGCCAUUGAAAGGAAACUGUCUUCCACAUAUAACUUCAGUAGUGAUGGUCCCGAGCUGUUGUCUGACACCAUACUUCCUUUGCAUCAGGGAGAGCUGGGUCAUGGCUCCUCCUUUAGCAAAGCCAGGAGAGGGAGUAUGGCCAUAUUUGACACACUCAGUACAACUUCCUCUGAUGAAAAAGAUGGUGGUGAAAAUUGCUACGAUGGGUACAAGGGAUCAGCUGCAAAGUUGAAACAACCAUUGGAGGUUGAAAAAAUUCACUGUGAUAAUUCAUGGCGAUUGCCUCGAAUGGCAUCUGAGAGAGGCGAGCAUUGGGAGCCUACACCUAGCUCUUCAGGUUCCGCUGGAUUUACAAAUCCUUUGUUUGAUGACGAGCCCCAGUGUAGUGCAGUCAGGAGUGUCGGUUGUGAUGAACAUGAAGGGAAUGUAAUUUACCAAAGGUUGCAUGGAAAUGGCUGCUUAAAGAGGCGAAGAUCAACGAAUUCAGCUGGUUAGCUUACAUGUGCAUGAAAGCCUCACAUCUCAAUGUAAACAAUAGUUUACAAACUGGGUUGUUUUCUACUGCCAUCCCCCCACUCCCUCUCCAAACUCAAGGACAGGGUCUGGAGCUGUAUCGGUAUGAAGCGGUGGGAUUUCUGCAUGAUUC
Messenger RNA from Nymphaea colorata (pocket water lily), 2286 nucleotides. Its product is annotated as protein GAMETE EXPRESSED 3. The transcript is spliced from 11 exons. Gene Ontology annotation, biological process: embryo development ending in seed dormancy; pollen tube guidance. Gene Ontology annotation, cellular component: plasma membrane. The record is from RefSeq and is a predicted model, not a curated record. Gene Ontology annotation, molecular function: protein binding. The coding region runs from base 66 to 2135 and encodes 689 amino acids. NCBI's taxonomy places the organism in Eukaryota, Viridiplantae, Streptophyta, Magnoliopsida, Nymphaeales, Nymphaeaceae.